Messenger RNA from Medicago truncatula (barrel medic), 3383 nucleotides. RefSeq names its product probable cellulose synthase A catalytic subunit 3 [UDP-forming]. The transcript is spliced from 13 exons. Gene Ontology annotation, biological process: cellulose biosynthetic process. Lineage: Eukaryota; Viridiplantae; Streptophyta; Magnoliopsida; Fabales; Fabaceae. Bases 60 to 3212 code for a protein of 1050 amino acids. Gene Ontology annotation, molecular function: cellulose synthase (UDP-forming) activity. The record is from RefSeq and is a predicted model, not a curated record. Gene Ontology annotation, cellular component: membrane.
AUAGUGUGAUUAGAAAUAUUAAUGGUACUAAGGUAGUGGUGCAUAGCUAGCACUAAAUAAUGGAAACCAAUUUUGGGUUAGUUGCAGGCUCUCACAACAAGAAUGAAUUCAUUAUCAUACGUCAAGAUGGUGACUAUGCUAGAACAGAUUUGCAAGAGUUAGAUGGUGAUACAUGUCAACUAUGUGGAGAAGACAUAGGGGUUAAUGCAGAUGGUGACCCCUUUGUGGCUUGCAAUGAAUGUGCAUUUCCUGUUUGUAGAAAUUGUUAUGAAUAUGAAAGAAGGGAGGGAAACCAAGUUUGUCCUCAAUGCAAAACCAAAUUUAAGCGUCUUAAGGGGUGUGCUAGAGUUGAAGGAGAUGAAGAGGAAGAUGACAUUGAUGAUUUAGAGAAUGAAUUCGAUGAAGGGCGAAAUGAACAAGAUAUGCAAAUCCCCAUGUCUCCUGAGGGUGAGGAACUGUCGUCUGAAGAGCAUCAUGCUAUAGUUCCUUUAAUAAAUUCAACAAUUAUGAGAAAAGAGAUAACUUUAUUGCAAGCAAGACCAAUGGAUCCUUCCAAGGACCUAGCUGCUUAUGGCUAUGGAAGUGUUGCUUGGAAGGAUAGGAUGGAGCUAUGGAAGCAAAGACAGAACCAACUUGGUAAUAUGAGAAAAGAUGAUAAUGAAGACUUGGAUAAGAGUGUGGAUGAUGACAAUGAAUUUCCUUUAAUGGAUGAAUCAAGGCAACCAUUGUCAAGGAAGUUGCCAAUUCCAUCAAGUCAAAUCAAUCCUUACCGUAUGAUCAUAAUAAUAAGACUGAUUGUUCUUGGAUUCUUCUUCCAAUAUAGAAUUAUGCAUCCAGUAGACAAUGCUUAUGCUUUGUGGCUUGUGUCAGUAAUAUGUGAGAUUUGGUUCACUCUUUCAUGGAUUCUUGAUCAGUUCUCAAAGUGGUUUCCUGUCAUGAGGGAAACCUAUCUUGACAGACUUUCCUUAAGGUAUGAAAAGGAAGGUCAACCAUCACAACUUUCACCAAUUGAUAUAUUUGUGACUACAAAUGAUCCAUUAAAAGAAUCUCCUCUAGUGACAGCAAACACAGUUCUAUCAAUUCUAGCAAUAGAUUACCCUGCUGAAAAGGUGUCAUGUUAUGUUUCUGAUGAUGGAGCAGCAAUGUUAACAUUUGAGGCAUUAUCUGAAACUUCUGAAUUUGCAAGGAAAUGGGUUCCUUUUUGUAAGAAGUUCAACAUUGAACCUAGAGCUCCAGAAUGGUAUUUUCAUGAGAAAAUAAAUUAUUUAAAAGAUAAGGUGCAUUCAUCAUUUGUCAAAGAGAGAAGAGCAAUGAAGAGAGAAUAUGAAGAAUUUAAAGUUAGAAUAAAUUCUCUAGUUGCAAAGGCUAAGAAGGUUCCAGAAGAAGGGUGGACAAUGCAAGAUGGAAUGUUAUGGCCUGGAAAUAAUAUUCGUGAUCAUCCAGGAAUGAUACAGGUUUUUUUAGGUGAAAAUGGGGGAUGUGACAUGGAUGGAAAUGAAUUGCCACGUUUGGUGUAUGUUUCUAGAGAAAAGAGGCCUAACUUCAAUCACCAAAAAAAAGCAGGAGCUCUAAAUGCACUGGUUAGAGUGUCUUCUGUGCUUUCCAAUGCACCUUUUGUGUUGAACUUCGACUAUAAUCAUUACAUCAACAAUAGCAAGGCUAUUAGAGAAGCAAUGUGUUUCAUGAUGGAUCCAUUAGUAGGAAAAAGGAUUUGCUAUGUUCAAUUCUCCCAAAGAUUUGAUGGGAUUGACAGUAAUGACCAAUAUGCCAAUCAAACAAAUACAUUUGUUGAUAUAAACAUGAAAGGUUUGGAUGGUAUUCAAGGACCUACAUAUGUUGGAACAGGAUGUGUAUUUAGAAGACAAGCACUUUAUGGUUUUGAUGCUCCUAGGAAAAAGAAGGCACAAAACAAGACAUGUAAUUGUUGGCUAAAGUGUUGUUGUUGUGGAUUGUGUUGUAUGGGAAAGAGGAAGAAGAAAAAGAUGAAGAAGUCUAAGUUUGAGUUAAUGGAUAGUACUCAUAGAAAAGUACAUUCUGAAUCAUCUGUUGCUGGGAGUACUAAAGGAAAUGAAAAUGAAGAUGGCUUGUCUAUAAUCUCAAGUCAAAAGUUAGUCAAGAAAUUUGGAGAAUCUCCAAUUUUCAUUGCAUCUACUCAAUUGGUUGAUGGUGAGACACUAAAGCAUGGUGGGAUUGCUUCUCAACUUACAGAAGCAAUACAUGUCAUUAGUUGUGGCUAUGAAGAGAAAACAGAAUGGGGAAAAGAGGUUGGAUGGAUCUAUGGUUCAGUUACAGAAGAUAUAUUAACAGGUUUCAAAAUGCAUUGUCAUGGAUGGAGAUCUAUAUAUUGCAUUCCUGAAAGAACUGCAUUUAAAGUAUCUUCAUCAAAUAACCUUUCUAAUGGUCUACAACAAGUCUUUCAAUGGGCCCUUGGAUCCAUUGACAUAUUCAUGAGUAAACAUUGUCCUAUUUGGUAUGGAUAUAAAGGAGGAUUAAAGUGGUUAGAAAGAAUUUCUUACAUAAAUGCUAUUGUAUAUCCAUGGACAUCAAUACCUUUGGUUGCAUAUUGUACUCUUCCUGCUGUUUGCUUGCUUACUGGAAAAUUUAUCAUUCCUGAGCUUAGUAAUACAGCUGGAAUGUGGUUUAUUUCUCUUUUCAUUUGCAUUUUCACAACAAGUAUGCUAGAGAUGAGGUGGAGUGGAGUUACAAUUGAUGAAUGGUGGAGAAAUGAGCAAUUUUGGGUAAUUGGAGGUGUUUCAGCAAAUUUAUAUGCUGUAUUUGUAGGUCUAUUCAAAGUCCUAACAGGUGUAAAUAGCAACUUCAUUGUAACAUCAAAAUCAACAAGAGAUGAUGAAGACAAAGAACACAAUGAGAUAAUGUUUGGUUUGAAGUGGACAACAUUAUUAAUCAUACCAACAACAUUGCUUAUAUUAAACAUAAUUGCUAUGGUUGCUGGAUUAUCACAUGCAAUUAACAAUGGUUUUGAAUCAUGGGGACCAUUAUUUGGGAAACUAAUGUUUUCCUUUUGGGUGAUUGUUCACUUGUUUCCAUUCCUUAAAGGUAUGACUGGAAGGAAUAAUAGAACUCCUACCAUUGUUCUUGUUUGGUCAAUCUUACUUGCAUCUUUCUUCUCUGUCUUGUGGGUAAAAAUUGAUCCAUUUUUACCCAAGUCAACUGGUCCAAUUUUAGAAGAAUGUGGAUUGGAUUGUAAUUAGCUACAAAAUUUGGUUGUGAUAUUGAUAUAGUAGUGUUAUUAGAGGAAAACUAGAUAUUAUUGGUUAUAUGGGUUGUAGGGAAGAUUGUUUAACUUGUUUGUAAUGAUUGAAUUACUUGAUUCUUGGGAGUACAAUUUUUUAUUUUAACCUUCAGAACGACUUGCACUUGAA